CUGUUGCCAGGGUGAGAGAGUCGGCUGUUGCAGUUCCGCCAUGGCCGGCGUGGAGGUGUUCUCUCACCCCGCGUUCCACACGCGAUACCGGGCUGGACUCUGCUCUGCCGCGGCGCUAGCGUUGCUCUUUAUCGGGGCGCUCACCUACGUACCGCCGCUGCUGGUGGCCUACCGGAGCCACGGUUUCUGGUUGAAGCAGAGCACCUACCUGGAGCAGCCUACCGUGCGGUUCCGCUACGAGGUGCUCUUCGUGGCCACCACUGGGCCCGAGCCGGGCAGCUUCUUGGCGUGGAGCACCUUCCCAGCGUUCAACCGGCUCCAGGAGGAACGGCUGCGCGUCCCCCUCUUGUCGACGAGAGAAGAAGACAAAAAUCAAGAUGGGAAAAUGGAUCAGUUGCAUUUUAAGUUGGAGCUUCCAUUACAAUCUACGGAAUAUGUAGUUGGUGUUCAGCUGAUUCUGAUCUUUUCUUACCAACUUCACAGGAUGUCAACAUUUGUGAUGCAGAGCAUGGCUUUCCUUCAGUUUUUUUCUCCUCUACCAGGGUCUCGUCUCUAUGUGAAUGGAGACCUGAAACUAAACCAGAGGCAAUUACUUAACCAUUGUGGACUGGAUACCAGAUACAAUGUGUCUGUGAUCAAUGGCACAAGUCCUUUUGCCAGUGACUAUGAUCUAACAAACAUCGUUGCAGCGUAUCAAGAUAGAAAUGAAUCAGGUGUUGAGUACAACUCCAAUAUCACCGCUUCUGCCAGUGUCUCCACUGUUGACCUACAAACCACACCAGUCCUGAAGAGAUGCUUGAAAAAGCUUCAAAGAAAUGCAGUGCAAAAAUGCAUGUCUACUUUUAUUCUGUAUACAAUUCUUUUUACUUAAGGACAGUGUAAGUAUGAUCUGCAAAUAUUUGGUUCUUUCUUUGACAGUAAUUCUUUCUUCCCACUUCCCAGCCCCCCUUUCUCUUUGUAUCCAUUCGUAUAUUUCUAAGGGAACACUGCUUUGGGAUUGCCAUUUUUAAUAUUUUGGACAGUUAAAGACCAACUGAAUACUUUCUGUAAGCGUUUCAAAAAGCUGUAGAAAUCAAUUCAGCCUUGCUUAGUCUAGCUAAAAGACAAAGACUGAA
Messenger RNA from Nothoprocta perdicaria, 1115 nucleotides. It is a transcript of the gene TMEM231, whose product is annotated as transmembrane protein 231. Gene Ontology annotation, cellular component: ciliary membrane; ciliary transition zone. NCBI's taxonomy places the organism in Eukaryota, Metazoa, Chordata, Aves, Tinamiformes, Tinamidae. The coding region runs from base 41 to 871 and encodes 276 amino acids. The record is from RefSeq and is a predicted model, not a curated record. Gene Ontology annotation, biological process: regulation of protein localization; cilium assembly. The transcript has 6 exons.